AUGCGUUCGCUGCCUAAGGUACUAUUUGGUGUGGUGGUUGCGGUUUUGGUUUCUUCACCGCAGUUAACGGCUGCGCAAGAGUUGCAAUGUGAUCUUUCUAGAAGCCUGCGUAGGGAAAUUCAGAGCUAUCAACCGGUGGUUGAUCGUAUAUUCGAGCAAAUAGUUUCGGGUGAGUUUGCUGGCAAAACGUGGGACAGUUUGCGCGAGUUUACGGAUGCAUUCGGACCGCGGCUGACCGGCAGCAAGCAGCUGGAAGAUGCGAUCGACUUUGCAGUGGCACGUAUGAAGGAUGAGGGGCUCGAAAAUGUGCACACCGAGGAAGCUAUUGUACCGCAUUGGGUUCGAGGUCGCGAAUGGGCCGAGUUGGUUGCGCCAAUUCGUAAGGAUCUGCCCAUGCUGGGUCUUGGCCUUUCCGUUGGUACUCCUCCCGAGGGCAUCGUGGCGGAGGUGAUUGCAGUGGAAACGUUCGAAGAGUUCGAAAAACUUCCGAAUCGCUAUGUGCGUGGAAAGAUUGUUGUAUUUGCCCCAGAAUGGACAGGCUAUGGGCCUACGGGACGCUACCGGUACGAGUCUGCUUCAACGGCCGCCAAAAAGGGAGCAGCAGCCGUACUUAUCCGAUCGAUGACCCCGUUUUCCAUCGGAACACCACACACUGGAGCGCUCCGAUACGAGGAGGGUGUUAGAAAGAUACCAGCGGCCGCUAUCACCGUGGAGGAUGCCAUGUUCCUGUUGCGUAAAUAUCGUCGUGGCGAUCGUAUGUCGAUUCAUCUCAAAAUGGAUGCAACCAAUUUGGAUCCAACGAUUUCGCGAAAUGCCGUUGGUGAACUGCAGGGUUCGGUGUACAAGAAUACCUCGGUUGUGGUCGUUUCCGGUCACAUGGACAGCUGGGACGUGGGAACUGGCGCCUCGGAUGAUGCUGGAGGUGUAUUCAUUUCAUGGAAAGCCAUCACCUUCCUGAAGGCGAUGGGAUUACGUCCAAGGCGUACGAUAAGAGCAGUGUACUGGACGGCCGAGGAGCAAGGAUUGGUGGGAGUGGGUGCUUACGAGCGUCAGCAUGCGACGGAGGAAAAGGAAGAGUUUAACGUAUUUUUCGAAUCGGACUCUGGUACGUUCGAACCGUUGGGACUAGAUUUUUCCGGCAACAGCGAAGCUCAAUGCAUUUUUGCAGAAAUUGCAAAGCUUAUGAAGGGGUUUGAGCAAUUUACGUACACUACCGGCGUUGUCAGCUCCGACAUUGGGAAUUGGCUGGAACGCGGUUUCCCGGGCGUUUCACUCCGUAACAAAAAUGAAAACUAUUUCUGGUACCAUCACAGCCACGGCGAUACCAUAGAGCUAGAGAAUCCGGCGGAUUUGGAUAGAAGCACCGCAUUAUGGGCAGCUACGGCCUAUGUUAUCGCCGAUUUGAGCAUCGAUAUUCCGAAGGAUGUAACCGAUUACACUGAUUGAGAACUUUGCAGCUGAUAAUAUCGUCGUUUCAAUAAAUUAAUAAUAGACCAUUUGAAAAAUGUACGUACAUAUAAAUUAUGUUCUUGCCUUAGGCAGGUAUGCAAUACGAGCGUGGC
Molecule: messenger RNA, 1562 nt
Organism: Anopheles aquasalis
Lineage: Eukaryota; Metazoa; Arthropoda; Insecta; Diptera; Culicidae
Product: carboxypeptidase Q-like
Biological process (GO): proteolysis; peptide catabolic process
Molecular function (GO): metallodipeptidase activity
Source: RefSeq, a predicted model, not a curated record